UCUCAUUCUCUCCCAUUGAUGCGCCGAGGCGUGCCAGUGUGUUCAUGUGAUGCAGGAAGGAUGUGUCCUAAAAGAGUUUGCAUCGAGCCCAAAUGCAUCACUUCUGAGUCCGAUCACCGCUCAGCACUCAUCUUCGGAUAUUCCCCCUUUCGCUUUGCAGUUACAUCGGGUGAAAGGGAAGAAACCGAAGAGAACGAGAGAAGGAUUGUGAAAUGGGAGCUACGGCAUCAUCCGCGCAACGGGACAGCAGAUGUGAGGAGGACGCAGCGGCGGAGGAGCUCACUGCAGCGGCGAGCGAUGCUCAGGAUGACGGCAGUGCUGAUGACAAGUUAUUACAGAAAAACGGGCAGAUCUCCAGUUUGAAUGUAAAGACAAGGAACCAUGCAGAUGAAUUAAAUGGCAACUUUGAGGAGAGAGUACUUGCAGAUGUUGGCUCAGGAUUUGUUACUUUAAAAGAAAAUGGCACAGAAACAAUUGAAGACCUCCAGGAAAUGGAUGCUCUUCAACCAGUCAUGAAGAAUGAGAGCACAGAGAUGCUUGAUGCAGAUAGUGUGACUGUGAAGGAAGAAGCUAUGGAGGACAACCAAGUGAAUGAUAUCAAUGACGUUGGCUUCAAAAAAAUCUUCAGAUUUGUUGGAUUUAAGCUUACCCUAAAAAAAGACACAUGUGAAAAGACUGAAGCAAAUGAACAAGAAGAAAAAGUCACAAGUCUCUCAGAGGACUCCAGUGACACCCAGGAGAACAGUGCAGUGGCAGCAGAUGAAAACACACCUGAUGAGACUCAAAAAAGUGAGGUAUCUUCCCAGCCUGAUGCAGCUGAACCCUCUCAACAAACAGAAAAGGAAAAGGAGCUGGAUCAGGACAUAAAGAUAGUGGAGCAUCAUGUGGAGGACACACCUGAGAAAGAACUGGCAAAAGAAGCAAGUCCUGAACCGGAGGAACCGAUGUCACCAAUCAAGCAAUUCUUUACACAAGGAAUCUUUGCCAGUUUAAGAAAGAAAAAGAAAGAAGAGGAAAUGCAAAAAGAGAGUAAGGAAGAGGAACUCAAAAUAAUUGAAAAAAUGGGUUUAGAAGAGGCAGAAAAAGAAGACAGUAAAUGUAUGUGCCUUGAUAUUCCUUAUAUUACUUCACAGGAAGAAAAAGAUUCACAGGAGAAGGAUAAUGACGACUUGUUACCUGAAGGAGAGCUUCAGAAUUCUCUAGAGAAAGAUAAGGUACAAGGAAGUCCACUUAAAAGACUUUUCAGGAAAUUUUCCACAAGAAGGCAGAGAGAAAGUAAAGCUGCAGAAAAGGUGAUUGAGGCUGAGGAACAAGUCUCUGAACAGCCGAAACCAUCCUCGGAAUUGACAGCGCUUGCAAAAGUCGAGGAACCACUGGUUGGGGAACCAAAACCUGCUGAAGAGGAGCUGGUGGCUGAUGUAAGCCCUCUAGAGUCCAAAAAGAAAUCUGACACCACCGUUUCCUGGGAGGCACUGAUUUGUGGUGGCUCUGCUAAAAAAAGGGCUAGAAAAACAAAUGAGGAUGAAAUGCCAGACAAAGGAGAGGAAUAUGAGAAAACAACUGACUCUCCACUGGGAAGUUCUAUUGAGGGUGAUUAUGAUCAUCUCACAUCAUCUAAUGAACAAACUGGAAGUCCUGCAGAGGGAGAGAUGGGAUCCACAUGGAAAACAUUUAAAAAAAUGGUCACCCCAAAGAGAAAGGUCAGAACUGGAGAAAGUAGUACCCCUGAGCAGAUACCUUCAGACAGUGAGAUGAACAAAGACGAAUCAUUUUCUAUGAAGAAACUUAUUCCAGGGCAUAAAAAGAGAAAAUCAGAUGCAAGGAAAGACCAAACAUCCUCCGAUGAGGGUGCUAAGGAUCAUGAAACAGGUGAUGAAGAUGAUGAAACCCCAGCUAUUAUUCCUCUGUCUGAGUAUGAAAUAAUUGAGCCUGAAAGUCUGAAGGAGGUGAAUGAACAACGAGUUGAAAUCACAAUAGAACACGAGAUGCCAGAGAUGACUUCACAAGUGUUAGAACAGGACACAUCUAAUAACUUAGUGCCCAAAAUUGCAGCUAAAGUUCCAACUAACACUGGACCAACAGUCAUACAUGGAUUAUCAGAGGACUUUGAAGAACUUACAGACUUUGUGAGCAAACAUCAGCAACUGAGUGAUAUUCCAGAAGAAGGCAUCAAUGAGGAAAGCAUUGAAACACCAGUAUCAUCUACUGAGUGGAAAACACAGGAUGACACCUUAGCUGAGGACAUUGUGGAGUUGACAGCUGAUGCGGUCACUGCUCCAGAACCAGCAAGUGAACAAUUUAUUGGGGAUGACACUACUGAAAUGGUCUCGGCAGUCUCACAACUAACUGAAUCUCCCAGGUCAUCUGGACAUGUUACGCCAGUGUCAGCUGAAUAUGGCAUACAAACAUCAGAUGUGAUCCUACAGGAAGCUUUUCAAACCAUUUGCAUGACUCCAAGUGUUCAAUCAGUCACUACAAAAGAUGAAAGCCAAGAAUCUCUGGCCGUGUCAUUUUCACCUUAUAUUGUACAGUCAUCCACAACAGAGGAAACAAAGGUUUUGGUUGCGCAUAAGAAAACUGAGGCAACACCAAUAUGUACAGGCCUAGUAUAUCAAGAAAUAGAAUCUGUUGAAGAACAUAUCCCUGUACCCUUUGUGGAGGCAAUACAUGAAGUAUGUGAUGCUGUCCCAACUGAAUUAGUCUCUGAUAACUUUACAGAUGAAACUGAAACUGCAGGACUUGGGACAGAUGAGGUCUAUGAAGCUGAAAUUAAGGAAGUGAAGACUGAGUAUCAGAAAGUAAUUGUAAAUGAAAAAGAAUCUGCCACUGAAACUGAGCUAAGCGCAGAGCAAAUCAUUCAAUUAGUGGCAGAGCCUCUUGUGGAAGAAUCAGAGGAAACUCAUAUAGAAGACAAAAAAGAGGAACAUACAACUAGUACUGAAUGGAGAGAGGUGAUUGAGACGAUGCAAAGUGAAGCUGGGCUGGAUCAGGUUUUAUCAGACUACACCCAUGAUCCUGAAACAGAGUGUCCACUGCAUUCUGUGUUAGAGGAACCUGUGUAUGAAGGACAAGUAGCUGCUGAACCUGAAAAAGAGCUGACGCCCUUAGAUGUUGAAUUGUCAGCUGCUGAGUUUGAGCAAGCUGCACCCACGGAAGUAGUUGUGUCUUUGACACAUGGUGAUGUAGACAGCAUUCCUGACACUACCACAAGUAAAGAAGUCAAAGCAAUUGAAAUCAUUGCCUCUGCUGUGGAGUGUCUGAAAACCAAAGAGACUGUUAGUAUUGUAAGUCCAAUUUCAGAUCACAUACAGUCAGAGACAUUGGAUUUAGAAGAGAGUUUAAAAUUAGAAGCAGUUGAAUCAGUACACGUUGAUGUCUGUGAAACAAAAGUUGACGUAAAAGAUGGAGUCUUAUUAGCAGGUGAUUCAGUGGUGACUGUGGAGGACAUCAGUGAGAAAACAGAAGAAAAUUAUGAUGAAAAAAUGCCACAGCUGGACAUUAAGGAAAUACAUGUAGAAGAAGAGACUGGGGAUGCUGUUGCUUCAGACGUUGUUGAAAAUAUUGAGGUUGAAAAUACUUCAGAAGCUGUAGAUGAAUCAUUAGACAGAGAACAGUUGCCAGCCAAGGAGGUGUCACUUCCAGAACCAGCAUUAGUUGAAGAGACUGAAGAGCUCCAUAAAGAAGACAUUGAUACAGAUUUGGAUGAUAACAAAGUGAAAGGCAGUGCAACUGACAGAAUGGAUGGGAUAUUUGUGAAAGAGGAAGAGGAACAUGCAGUAAAGGAAAGGCAACCUUUAACAAACACUGAAAGCAAUGAAACAGAGAAUGAAGAGGUUUCUGCUCACACAAAUACUACUGAUGAAUCUCCUGAAAUAAUCGUUGAUGCGGGAAGUGAAAAUGGAGACAUGGUUCAUGAAAUAAGAGAAUGCACAGUUGUUCCUGAGUUUUCAAAAGAUGUACCUGAGCGCACAGAAACACCAGCCAAGCUUGAAGCUAGUUCUGAAGUCAUACUGAAACCUCUAGAGAUGGUGUUGCCAGAAGUAGAAGCAAAACCUUUAGCAACAGAAAUUGUGGUUUCUCAAACAGAAGACUGGAGUCAAGAUACCAAACCAAGUCCAGAGAUUCCCAAAGAGAAUGCACAACCAGUGACAAUUGAGAAUAUUAAGACUGGUAAAGUUUUAGAGAUGGUUGCCAUUAUAGAGAACACAACAAAACAGUCUGGUAAAGAGAAGCCUAUAGAGUCUGAACCUGUUACACAGGUACUCGAAAAAUCUAAGCUACCAGAGGCAACAGAACAAGAGGGUGAAGCAAUAGAUGGUGACCAGGCCCCAGCAAUGACAUCAUCAGAAAUGAAAGAUAUGGCAGUUCCAGAAAAAAAACAUACAAUGGCUGUUGCUCCCAAACCAGAACCUGAAGGGUUUGAUUUGGGGCCGACUAUGAUUGAAGUGGCUGCAAUCACAGUGCUGGCACAAAAUUAUACUGCUACAGAAAUAGAGGUUAGUAAUAUGAGCGAACAGAACAAUGAAGCAGAUGAAAACGCUAGGCUAAAAUGUGAACCUCUUGAACAGGUAACAGAAAAGAAGUCAAAUGAGUUGCAGGUAGACAAGACCGAAAUUAAAGAUGAAAUACCAGCAGUAAUGGAAAUAACCCCCAUUGCACAGGUAUCACCACUGACCUCUGAAGUUGCAUCAGAAAUGCCAGAAGUUGCUGUUUCUGAGAUACAAACACAAGUAGUGAGUGAACUCAGGGCUGAGACGCUUGAAGUGACAGAACCAACGGUAGAAAUUCCAGUGGUAACAGAAGUGAAAGUAGAGACAGCUGUAGUAACUGAACUGCAAGUGGAGACACCAGUUGUCACAUCAGUGGUUACAGAACUUGAAGUAGAAACAGCAGAGUUUACAUCUAUGGCAAAAACAACUGAUACUCUCAAUUCUGCUGUUGCGUCACAAAAUCAAAACAUAGAUACUGACACAUCAGUGUUGACAACAGUGAUCAAAGAACAAGUGGUGGAGAUUCCCACUGUUGUUUCUGUGGUAGUGACACCAGCUACACCUCUAGAUGAAACACCCGUUGUAACUCUAGGCAAUGAGUCAAAGGAUGUACCUCCAGUAAAAGACACACCUGCUGUGACUGAAGCAGUAGAAACACCAAAUGUUGAAUCAGUGAUUGUGAGGACUGCUGUGGCCCCAGCAGUAGAGAUACAGAAUGUGAUUCCAGUGGUAGCAACACCAGAUCUUGGUUCAGUAAUAGUAAUAGAAGCUGCAUUUCCAGUAAUAAGUACAGCAACAGUGACUACAGUAGCAGAAGCAACAGUUUUGAGCACAGUUGUAGAAACACCUGUUUUUUCUGUCACAUCAGUAAAAUCAACUCCAGCUGUGGUAGAGAAAACAGCUGUUUCACCUGUAGUAGAAAUCCCAGCCACAGUAACAUCUGUUGUGCAGACUCCAGCUGUUGUUUCAGUGGCAGAGAAUGUACCUCCAGAAGAGGUUACAAUAGAUGUGACCCCAUUUGCAGAAACACCUGUGAGCCAAGUAAUUGAAACUCCCAUUGUUUCCAUCACAUCAGUAAAACCAACUGUACCUGCAGUGGCAAAGACACCAGUCACUGAGAUACCAGCUAUGAUUUCAGUGACAGUAGCAGAAGCAGAAGCUGUAUCUCCUGUAGUAGUUACAUCGGCUGGAACUCCAGUAGAACCAGAAACAAUUAUGAUCCCAGAAGUAGAAACUUCAGUAGUAACUUCAACUGUAGAGACAUCACUUGUGACACUAGUGGUACAAACACCAGCUCAGAUUUCAAUAAUUGCAACAGAUGCAGGACCUCCAGUUACACCACCAGCAACUGCAGCAUCAGAAACAUCAGCUGUGAUCCCAGCUGUAGAAACUCCUGUUGUAAAGUCAUCUCCAGUUGCAGUGGAUGAGACUCCAGUUGUGACCCCAGUGGUACAGACACCAGGUCAGUUUUCAGUGAUGGUAACAGAAACUGCCCUUCCAGCAGUUGUUUCAGCAGAGACUGCAGAGGUAGAAACACCUGUUGAGAUCCCAGUACUAGAAACUCCCGUUGUAAGGUCAACUCCAGUUGCAGUGGUUGAGACACCAGUUGUGACCCCAGUGGUACAAACACCAGGCCAGGUUUCAGUUAUGGUAACAGAAACUGCCCCUCCAGUAGUUGUUUCUGCAGUGACUGCAACAGUAGAAACACCUGUUGUGAUCCCAGUAGUAGAAACACCUGUUGUAAAGUCAACUGCAGUUGCAGUGGUUGAGACACCAGUGAUGACCCCAGUGGUACAGACACCAGGUCAGGUUUCAGUGAUGGUAACAGAGAUUGCACCUCCAGUAGCUGUUUCAGCAGUGGCUGAAACAGUAGAAACACCUGUUAUGAUCCCAGUAGUAGAAAGUCCAGUAGUAAAGCCAGCACCAGUUGCAGUGGUUGAGACACCAGUUUUGACUCCAGUGGCACAGACACCAUGUCAGGUUUUAGUGGCAGUAACAGAGGCUGCACCUCCAGUAGUUGUUUCAACAGUGACUGCAGCAGCAGAAACACCUGCUGUGAUCCCAGUAGUGGAAACUCCAACUCCAGUUGUUGUGUCAGAGACACCAGUUGUAACCCCAGUGAUGAUGACACCAACUGUGAUUCCAAUAGCGGAAAGGUCAGUUGUGAGCCUAGUAAUAGAAACUACCGCAGAAGCGCCAACUGCAAUUGCAAUGGCAGAGAGACCUGUUAUGAUCCCAGUGGUACAGACACCAGCUCUGGUUUCAGUGAUUGCAAAAGAGGCUGCACCUCCAGUAAUUCCAGAA
Messenger RNA from Sinocyclocheilus anshuiensis, 6794 nucleotides. RefSeq names its product A kinase (PRKA) anchor protein 12a (gene akap12a). The annotation marks the transcript as partial. Lineage: Eukaryota; Metazoa; Chordata; Actinopteri; Cypriniformes; Cyprinidae. Gene Ontology annotation, cellular component: cytoplasm. Gene Ontology annotation, molecular function: calmodulin binding; protein kinase A binding. The record is from RefSeq and is a predicted model, not a curated record. The transcript is spliced from 3 exons. Gene Ontology annotation, biological process: regulation of protein kinase C signaling; signal transduction.